This is a messenger RNA of Amblyraja radiata (thorny skate), 1312 nucleotides long. RefSeq names its product homeobox protein Hox-D5-like. Lineage: Eukaryota; Metazoa; Chordata; Chondrichthyes; Rajiformes; Rajidae. The transcript is spliced from 2 exons. Gene Ontology annotation, biological process: regulation of transcription by RNA polymerase II; anterior/posterior pattern specification. Gene Ontology annotation, molecular function: DNA-binding transcription factor activity, RNA polymerase II-specific; RNA polymerase II cis-regulatory region sequence-specific DNA binding. The record is from RefSeq and is a predicted model, not a curated record. Gene Ontology annotation, cellular component: nucleus. The coding region runs from base 28 to 777 and encodes 249 amino acids.
ACCACAAAUCAAUCCCCUAAAAGGCAGAUGAGUUCCUACUUUCUAAACUCUUACCCAGGUCGCUACCAAAAUGGCCACGAUUAUCAGUUGCAGAGUUAUGGGAAUGCCUCGUCUGUGGAGGAGCAUUUUAGGGAGUCGACGAUGCUUUCGGCCAGGUAUGGCUAUGAUUACACUGGGAUAGACCUCAGCAUGACUCGUUCUAACUCAAAUCUUCGUGGAGACAGUGAAAGGUCUACUGACUUCAUGCAGACAGCCAGUAACACCUUUCACAGUUCUUCUAGUGUGAGAACUAAGUCUCCUGAUCAUACCUUCAGCUCAGGACCUUUGAUAAGCCCGUCAGAUAGUACUAUUAAAACUGGGGCUGCAAUCACAGGGGCAAGUCAUUCAUACCGCGGUGGUCAGGAUACAUCACCGGUUACCGAUGAACAUCUUGUGGGAACGAACAGCCCCAAACCAGAAAGUGGGCAACUAGACAAGGAUUCAGCACAGCAGAUGCAAAUAUAUCCAUGGAUGAAAAAGCUUCACCUUAAUCAAGAAGGUUUAAGUGGACCAGAAGGAAAACGAACGAGGACAGCCUACACUCGCUAUCAGACACUCGAGCUGGAAAAAGAGUUCCAUUAUAACAGAUACCUUACACGACGCCGGCGGAUAGAAAUCGCUCACGCCCUGUGUCUGACUGAAAGACAAAUUAAAAUAUGGUUCCAAAACAGAAGAAUGAAAUGGAAAAAGGAUAAUAAAUUGAAAAGCAUCAAUACCAGCCCUCCAGGAGAGCCAUAGCCGGUUACACCUAACUGGCUAUAAUAUUAUUGUCCUUUACGUUGCAAUGGGGAAGCUUGUUUGGCCACAUAAAAUGUUGUGUGAGAUACGUUGGUGGGUUCAACGCCCUGUCAUCAGUAGAUUUUAUCACUUAUCAUCAACAGAUGUUAACAUCUUUUUUUUCUUUCAAUAUAUAUAUUUAUAAUAUCUAUGCCUAAAUUUAGAUCAGAAGGGAGAACAAUAAAGAGAUCAGCCGGCGUAAUGUAGCCAUGCAAACAGUUCACAUCGGAGAGCAGAAUGAACUUGUUCUCUGUGGCUGGUAGCUGAAUCUUCGGUCGGAUGAAUGCUUCUUUUAUACUAUCAUUUGAUAAUGUUCUGUAAAGUUAGAUAAAUAUUUUUACUUUCAUCUUUUUUUUUACAUCAACGGUGAUUUUCCUUUGUUUGAAUAAUUCUGAGAUUCGUUCUGUCUUCCCAGCUAUAUCUUGUUAUGUAUAUUCUGUACAUACAUAAUGUUUAAAUGUCUGACUUUGUGCUAUAUAAAUGAAAUGAGUGGUGA